Molecule: messenger RNA, 1493 nt
Organism: Colossoma macropomum (tambaqui)
Lineage: Eukaryota; Metazoa; Chordata; Actinopteri; Characiformes; Serrasalmidae
Product: interaptin-like
Exons: 7
Coding region: 1-1053 (350 amino acids)
Molecular function (GO): protein binding
Source: RefSeq, a predicted model, not a curated record
AUGAGAGCUGUUUCUCUGCUGGUGCUGCUGUGCUGCAGUUUGUUGGAGGGACAGUCGGUCAGUGUGAAGGACAUCACUCUGAGUCAUUAUGAAGGCAAAGACAACCAGAUUCAGGCUGAGGAUCCCAGAACUGAACGUCCAGCCACAACCUCCACCCAACAAAGCUGCCAGCCGGACAUCCACUCUGUACUGAGAGAGAUGAGCGCUAUGCUGGCAGAGCUGAAAGUUGAGCAGAGACACACGACGACUGCAGUGAACAGCAUGGAGAGCAGACUGAGAGCCAGUGAGAGUCAAGUGGAGGAACUCAAGAGGAAGAAUGAGGAGCAGAGUCAGAUAAACCAAGCUCAAACAGUGAAUCAGAGCACCAUGGAGGCGAGAUUUGGGACUGAACUGGAGGAGCUGAAAAGAAAAAGUGAUGAGGAACUGAAAGACUUGAAAACCUCAUUCAAGGUCACAGAGAACCAAGUGGAGAGCCUGAAACAGGAGAAUCAAGCUCAAAUGGUGAAUCAGAGCGCCAUGGAGACAAGAUUUGGGACUGAACUGAAGGAGCUGAAGAGAAAAAAUGAUGAGGAACUGAAAGACUUGAAAACCUCAUUCAAGGUCACAGAGAACCAAGUGGAGAGCCUGAAAGUGGAGAAUCAAGAGAGAAAAGUGGCGUUUUCAGCAUCACUUUUAGUAGAUGGAGAUGGUCAUACUGGGCCAUACAGCGCUUUAUUUCCUCUGAUCUACAAACACGUCUUCACCAACAUCGGCAAAGCUUACAACCCAGCUACAGGAAUUUUCACUGCACCUGUGAGAGGAGUCUACCAGUUCAGAUUCCACAUCCAUGGAGCAAAUGAAAGAGCUGUAGCAGUGGAAUUACAUAAGAAUGGACAUGAAAUAGCUGCAACAUAUGCCUAUCAACCCCAGGGCAGCGUGAGUUCCUCUAAUGGAGCUUCACUGUUACUGGAAGUAGGAGACGUCGUCUGUAUUAAGCUCAGAGCUAAUUCAUGGGUGUAUGACAGCAGUUCUCAUCACAGCACCUUCAGUGGUCAAAUGCUGUUUUCUGUUUAAGCAGUUCAUCAAAAAAUAGUCAAUGGAAACAGACAGUAGACGUGGGUGGUCUUUGGACUAAGUAAAGGUAGAAAGCUGCCAGGGGGCCCAUGAAAAUACAAAUUAGAUGUCCUGCAUGUUGACGUUAAAUAAUGUUUUCUGAAAUAUAUAUCCAUUUUGAAAAUAGCUGUUAUUUACUAUUAUUAUUAUUAUUAUUAUUAUUAUUAUUUAUAGAGUAGUUUGUUUGUUUCAUGAAUAUUUCUUAAAACAAGCAAUUUUAUUCACCAUAUCAUGAGAUCAUUUUCAGUGAAAUUUCCUGUUUAGCUUGCAAUUCAAAUAAGUGAAGAGUUAUUUGACAUGUUGAGAUUCUAAUUAUGUUCAAACUGAUUUUUCUGCAAACUGUCUGUUAAAAACUGAAUUUUUUACAACCUCGUUUCCAAAAAAGUUGGGACGCUGUGCAG